AUGGGUUGUACAUCUACUUUCUGUGUUAAUUCAGUUGAUAGAUGCCUGAAAGUAGGUGAAAUGAAGGGUGCACAUAAUCAUCCAUGUACAAGAGAUUUUAUGAUAGUAGACAGCAGCAGACGUUCGUUAACGGAGGAUGAGAAGACUCAAGUAAAUAGUAUGAUUAAAUAUAUGGUGUCAACUUCUGAACUGCGGGACGCAGUAUUCUUGAAAUUCGGAAAAUUUCUAUCUCGAAAGGAUGUAGUAAAAUUGAGAGAAGAAGUGUUUGGAGGUGUGAAAAGUGUGGCUGAAGUUCUACAGCUGUUAUCCUCUUCAGGUGAAGUUCGUACGAAGAGUUCCAAUGGACAGAUUGAUGUUGUAUGUUUCAGCCUGCAACAAAAAAUUAAAUUUUUUCAAAGUUUUCCGGAAGUAAUUUGCAUUGAUUCGACGUACAAAAUCAAUAAGGUUGGUUUCAGUCUGUUCCAGUUAGUCGCCACAGAUGGGUGUGGAAAUGGUGCUUGUGUUAUGUUUGCUUUCUGUCAGAGGGAGACUGUGGUAGAUAUCACGUUUGUCCUCGAAAUGUUUAAAGCCAUAAUGGGAUGUACCAAUGCUACGAGGACAUUUGUCAUGGAUAAUUGUCAGGCGGAAAUCUCCUCGGGUGCAACAAGUGUUUCCACAUUGCAGGAUAGUUCUUUGCUCAUUUCAUGUGCUGCGAGCGUUUGGUCGGAAGUUUCGGAAUAG
Messenger RNA from Trichobilharzia regenti, 720 nucleotides. Lineage: Eukaryota; Metazoa; Platyhelminthes; Trematoda; Strigeidida; Schistosomatidae. The record is from the annotation of a GenBank genome assembly.